AUGUCCUUCUUGGGCCAGACGCUGCAAUGCGGCGCCAGCCUGCCGCGCAGCCAUGCAUUCCAGGCAGCCCGGCUCCCGGCCCGCCUGCCUGUGCGGGCUGUGGCGGCGGAUGCGGAGCAGGCCAGCGCGCCAGAGGCGGCAGCGGCGCCCGCACCUGCCCCGGCACCGCCGCUCCUGGCGCCGCCCUCCCGCAAGCCGCCCAUCUGGCGGGCGCCUCCCUCGGCCCGCACGCGAGCCUCCAAAGAGAAGUUUUUUGCUGAGCAGGCGGCUAACAGGCAGGAGGCUUACCACAAGCGGCAGGAGGAGCGGCAGGCAUCGCAGGGCGGCGGCGGCUACGCGGCAAAUGGUGCGGGCCGCCAGAGCGGCGGCGCCGGUACCCUAACAGACAAGCCAGACCGCACAGGCCGCUUUGAAGGCGGCGGCGGCUACGCUGGGCGCGGCGGAGGAGGCGGAGGCUACGCCGGACGCGGCGGCGGCGGCGGCUUUGCAGGCGGGCGUGGCGGCAGCGGCGGCAGCUUUGCAGGCGGGCGUGGCGGCGGCGGCGGCACCUAUGCGGGCGGGCGCGGCGGCGGCGGCGGCGGCUUUGCAGGCGGACGCGGCGGCGGCGGCGGCUAUGCUGGCGGGCGUGGCGGCGGCGCGACAGCCGCACCCACCACAGGCGGCGCCCAGACCGGCGGAUGGGCUGGCAGAGGCCAGAAGGGCGGCAGAGGCAGCGGCGGCGGCGGCAGCUGGAACGACAAGCGCAAGAAGGGCGAGAAAAUCAACAUUGAGAGCAGGCGCAAGGCGCGGCAGACGCGGCGCGAGGAGCGCGCCGAGGAGCGCGAGGCCAACAAGGCGGUGCGGGAGGACAUAUUUGAGGUGGGGGCCGAGGGCAUGACGGUGCAGGACCUGGCGGCCAUGCUGGCGCUGCCCGCCACCGAGAUCGUCAAGUUCCUGUUCAUGAAGGGAAUCAUGGUGCAGAUGAACUCCACCCUGGAUCCCGAGACGGUCAAGGCGGUGGGCGUGGGGUAUGGCGUGGAUGUGCUGGAUAUGGAUGAGAGCAGGCCCUCAGACGGUGCCCGCAAGUCGGUGGACUGGACCGAUGAGGAGGACGUCGGCUUCCUGCAGGCCCGCCCGCCGGUGGUGACUGUCAUGGGGCAUGUGGAUCACGGCAAGACCUCCCUGCUCGACUUCAUCCGCAAGACCAAGGUGGCGGCGGGCGAGGCGGGCGGCAUCACGCAGGCCAUCGGCGCCUAUACCUGCGACGUCAACUACAUGGGAGAGGCGCGGCAGGUCACCUUCCUGGACACCCCCGGCCAUGAGGUCAAGUCGAUGCGCAACAUGGCUGGGGAUGCCAGCGAGGCGGGGCCCAGCCUGGCGGUACAGAUGCUGGGCCUGAACAGCGUACCGCAGGCGGGCGACGAAUUCACAGUGUUUGAGACCGAGGCUGAGGCGCGCGGCGCGGCCGAGGCGAUCGAGGCGGCGCGGCGGCUGGAGCGGCUGGCGGAGAUGAGCGGCGGCGGCAACCGCGUCACCCUCUCCUCCCUGGCCUCCAUAGACGAGGACGGCGACCAGCAAGUGCAGCAGCGGCUGAGCCUCAUCCUCAAGGCGGACGCGUCUGGGUCGGUGGAGGCGGUACGCUCUGCGCUGGGCGCGCUGCCGCAGGACGCGGUACUGCUGCGGUACCUCAUGGCCGCCCCCGGCGAGAUCACCACCUCAGACAUCGACCUGGCCGCCGCCUCUGGAGGCAUGGUGCUGGGGUUCAACGUGGCGGUGACCGACGCGGUACAGGCUGCGGCCAAGCGCGUGGGCGUGGAGCUGCGCUCCUACUCCAUCAUCUACGACCUCAUCGACGACGUGCGGGCGGCCAUGGAGGGGCGCCUCAAGUCGGUCGAGGAGCGGCUGGCCAUCGGUACCGCCGAGGUGAAGGCGGUGUUUGGGUCGGGCAACCGCAAGGUGGCGGGCUGCCUGGUGACAGAUGGCACCUUGCGGCGCGGCGCCGUGGCUGUCGUCAAGCGCGGCAGGAAGGUGGUGGCAGAGGGCAAGCUGUUCUCUCUGCGCCGCGUGAAGGACGACGUCCGCGAGGUGUCCGCCGGCACUGAGUGCGGGCUGGCAGUGGAAGGAUUCAAGGACUGGGAGGCGGGCGACAAGAUCGAGGCGUUUGAGGUGGUGCAGAAGACGCUGAAGCUGGAGGAGGCCAAGGCGGCCACCGCAGACAUGUCUGCCAUGGAGGUCGGCACCGCCUGAGGCGCCGCAUGGCGCCAGAGGCCGGGGCGGGGCUGGAGCGGCGCCCGCGUGCUCCCUCCCCCCGUGCCUGCCUGUAUCUUUUACGAGUAACAGCUUCCCGUCACGCUGCGCCGCAGCCGCGCUGCCUCCUCGCUGGCGCGCCGCCAGACAAUUGUCUGAGCCGCGCUGUGUGCUGCCGCAUGCACCCAUGCUGCGAUGCGGCGGCCCCUGGUAUUGUUGCAGCCUGCUGCUGCUCCCCGACU
This is a messenger RNA of Chlorella variabilis, 2468 nucleotides long. RefSeq lists its product as hypothetical. The record is from RefSeq and is a predicted model, not a curated record. Gene Ontology annotation, molecular function: GTP binding; translation initiation factor activity; GTPase activity. The transcript is spliced from 14 exons. NCBI's taxonomy places the organism in Eukaryota, Viridiplantae, Chlorophyta, Trebouxiophyceae, Chlorellales, Chlorellaceae. Gene Ontology annotation, biological process: translational initiation. The coding region runs from base 1 to 2226 and encodes 741 amino acids.